UGGAAUAUAGGUGAUUUUAAUAAGCAAAAUAUAUUUCUCCAUUGUAAUGUUCAACGUGAAACUGUCAAUAGAAGAAGACCUAGAAAUAAUUCGGGCACUAUGAGGGCAUAUGCUUAUAAAUUUUACGUGGUUACUUCUGGUGGAAACAUUUUAGUAUGUAAGAAGUUUUUCAUUGAUACUUUCCAAAUAUCUACUGGACGAAUUGAUCGUAUCCUAAAAGCGCAUGAGAAUAUUCCGAAAGACAUGCGUGGAAAAAUGGAUGGGUCUUGCAGAAGAACUAGUGAGCUAAUGACGAAUACAGUGAUAGAACACAUAAAAAGCUUUCCGGCAUUUGAAAGUCACUAUACUCGAUCCCAAAAUCCAGAACGGAUGUUUUUAAAUCCUGAAUUAAACAUAAGAAAAAUGUAUAAUUUAUAUUUAGAAAAAUGCAAGGAAAAUAACUUGAGUUCAGUUAAUGAAUGGACAUACAGGAAAAUCUUUAAACGAGAUUUCAAGUUACAUUUCCAUUUGCCACGUAAAGAUACCUGUGCGAAAUGCGAUUUCUUAAACAUGAAAAUUAAGACAACAACUGAUGACGAAGAAAAAACGAUUCUUGUACAAAAACAUGAUGUACACUUGCAAGAUGCUGAAUUAGCAAGAAAAGCAUUACAAGAAGAUAAAAUUCUUGCAUCAAAAAAUCCUGAUAAAUACUUUGCCUUCUCUUUUGACUUACAAAAAGCCUUACCUUACCCUAAAUUAUCUGUUUCAAUCGCAUAUUAUAAGCGAAAUAUGUAUGUUUUAAACGAGGGUUUUCACAAUUUCCACGACAAUAAAGUUAAUAUGUAUGUGUGGGACGAAACUAUUGCUUCCAGGGGAUCGCAAGAAGUAGCUUCUUGCUGUUUGAGGCAUUUAGAAAAUGUAACAACUCAAAGCCAUGUUAUUGCCUACAGUGACAUGUGUACUGGGCAAAAUCGAAAUUUACAAAUGGCAUUGAUGUGGUUGAAGGUUGUCCAGUCGUUGGAAAAUAACAUUAACAUAGUUGAUCACAAAUUUUUACUCUCAGGGCAUUCAUACCUUCCGAACGAUGCAGAUUUUGGCAUCAUAGAAAUGGCAUUGCGAAAAAAGAAUUUUCUAUACACACCACAGGAUUAUUAUGAUGUAAUAACACAAUGUAGAAAACACGAUAAAUUCAUUCUACAUGAAAUGAAACGAGAGAAUUUCGUUUCAAUAAAGAAUCUUCAAAAUGCGAUUAAAAAACAGACAAGAAAAAACAGUAAUGGAGAACAGGUAAAUUGGUUGCAAAUAUGUUGGAUGAGGUUUCUCAAAAGUGCACCAUACACUAUUUUAUAUAAAACAUCGAUGAAGGACAAAGAAUUUAAAACUAUAAAUUUAUUACCUACACGCCCUGGAAGACCGCUAAAAUUUGAAAAAAUCACCCUGGAGCCUUUGUACCAAAAUGCUAGGCCUAUUACUUACGAAAAAUAUAAAGACAUCAAGCAAUUAUUACCUUAUAUACCUCCGGUGCAUCAUGCAUAUUUCGAAACACUGCCACAUGCAGAGCAUAAGUAAAUACUAUCAAUAUCUUGUAAUUUUAACAAUGUAAUUAGCGUUUAAAAU
This is a messenger RNA of Megachile rotundata (alfalfa leafcutting bee), 1596 nucleotides long. RefSeq lists its product as uncharacterized. Lineage: Eukaryota; Metazoa; Arthropoda; Insecta; Hymenoptera; Megachilidae. The record is from RefSeq and is a predicted model, not a curated record.